Lindgomyces ingoldianus is the source of this 2682-nucleotide messenger RNA. RefSeq lists its product as uncharacterized. The record is from RefSeq and is a predicted model, not a curated record. The transcript has a single exon. Bases 111 to 2459 code for a protein of 782 amino acids. Lineage: Eukaryota; Fungi; Ascomycota; Dothideomycetes; Pleosporales; Lindgomycetaceae. Gene Ontology annotation, biological process: mRNA splicing, via spliceosome. Gene Ontology annotation, cellular component: spliceosomal complex; Prp19 complex.
CGCAACGCGACAACGCCGCACCAACCCCAACCCCAUCCCCCUGGUGUGGCACAACACACGAGCCUCCGCCUUCUAUAACUUCUACGACACCGUCUCCUCCUGCAAUCAUCAUGGUCGUAACCAAAGUCGGCCAGUGGUCGAACGUCGAAGAUGAGGUCCUCAAGGCGGCCAUCUCGAAAUAUGGUCUUAACCAAUGGGCGCGUUGCGCUUCGCUCAUCGCGAAGAAGACAGCGAAACAAUGCAAGGCACGGUGGAAUGAAUGGUUAGAUCCAUCGAUCAAGAAGACGGAGUGGUCGAGGGAGGAUGACGAGAAGCUUCUGACCAUGGCCAAGCUCCUUCCCACGCAGUGGCGCACAAUAGCACCCAUUGUCGGAAGGACUGCGACGCAAUGCCUAGAGCGAUAUCAGAAGCUGCUGGACGAGCAAGAAGCGAAGGAGAGCGGUGAUCUAGGCCUUGCAGGCCCCGGCGACGAGACAUCAGCCCCUACCGCAGAGGAUGUCCGGCGGUUACGUCCUGGAGAAGUCGAUGCAUACGCGGAAAGCAGACCCGCGAGGCCGGAUGCCAUCGACAUGGACGAGGAAGACAAGGAGAUGUUGUCAGAGGCACGUGCGCGAUUGGCAAACGUUAGCGGAAAGAAGGCGAAACGGAAAGCUCGUGAGAGGCAGCUGGAGGAAUCACGGAGGAUUGCACUUCUCCAAAAGCGCCGUGAGCUAAAGGCUGCGGGCAUAAACAUCAAAAUUAACCCUAAACGGAAGGGGAACCAUAUCGAUUACAACGCCGACGUACCUCUAGAAAAAGAGGUCCCCUCCGGUUUCUACGAUACUACCGAAGAGCUCGUGCGGAAUGAGCGGCAGCGAGAGGCCUUUGAUCCGCGGAAGCAACAACUUGCGAACAAGCGCAAGGCAGACAUGGAGGAGGAGCAGGGGGGCAAUAAGAGGAAGAAGGACGAUAAAAGUUCGGGGGGGCUGGCUGCUUCAUACGCAAAGGCUGCUCAAGCCCAGAGGAUGCGUGAGGCUGAGAUGAAUAGCAAGCGACGCGCACUUGUGCUCCCGGCACCCCAGGUUGGAGAUGCAGAGAUGGAGGACAUCGUCAAAAUGGGCAUGUCUGGAGAGCGCGCAAUUGCUGACAUCGAUGGUGACAAUGGGGCUACUCAAGGCUUAGUUGGCAACUACUCGAGCAUUGUCCAAAACACCCCUAUUCGCACCCCAAUGGCACCGAAAGAGGAGGACUUCAUUGGGAACGAAAUUCGAAAUGCUCGGAUGAGGACAGAGACUCAGUCCGCUCUGCUUGGAGGAGAUAACCCUGACCUGAUCGAAGAUAUGGCACCGCCCGCGCUACCCGGCAAGACUCCGAGGCAUCAGAUUGUGACGCCUAACCCAAUGGCCACCCCUUUUCGGCAAGCCAAUGGCGGGGUUGGUGCUACCCCUAUGCGCCAAGGACCUGGCGCGACCCCGAUGCGGACCCCCCGAGAUAACCUUCGUCUCAAUGAGAGCGAUGGAAUGCAGCUUGUCGGACAAACCCCACGGGACCUUAAGCUCCGAGAGCAGGCCAUACGUCAGAACCUUCGAAGCAAACUUGCCUCCCUUCCUAAACCAAAGGAGACCGAGUGGGAAUUCGAGCUUCCUGAGGAGCAGGCUGAGACGCAAGCCGUGGUGGUUAGCGAAGAAGAUGCUGCUGAGCGAGACAGAAGGAACAGGGAGUUGCGCGAGGCCGAGGAGCGUGCAGAGUUUGGCCGACAAACCCAGGUCAUCCAAAGGUUUCUCCCGAGACCAUCAAUAGUGGAUUUUGAUGCGCUUCUGAAGAGGGCCCAAGAUAUCGAAGACCCGAUCGCACGGGAGAUCGAGGCGGAAAUGGCUCUCUUGAUUGUGAAUGAUGUCCGAAAAUUCGGCGGUGGACAGGUCAGCGGCACAGCACGGCCUCUGGAGAAAAUCAGCGACGAUGCCGUCAAUAAGGCUAAGAUGGAGAUAGCCCUCGAAAUAUCUGCUUCAAGCGAGAAGGACAAGCAAACUUUCCAGUGCAACUUCGGAACGGCCUGGACCAACCUGCAUGGGUCUUCACGACUCCCCGGACUGGAUGGGUACGAGGAAGACGAGGUUGACGAGCACCAGCUGAUGGUGGAAGCGUUUGAUAACACACAGGACAAGAUCAUGGAGAGUGCAGAGCGGGCGAACAAGAUCGAGAAGAAGCUCGCUCUACACCUGGGUGGAUACCAGAAGCGGGCGACUCUCCUUCGCCAGAAAAUCAUCCAUGCAUCGAACGCCCUCGAAAAGGCAAAGAGAGAGCUGGAGUUGGCUCGGACGAUGCAGUAUUCGGAAGGGACAGCGAUCAGUAGGCGCCUGGAGAGCCUGCGGGACGAGGUUGCAUUUAUAAGCCGAAGGGAGAGGGAGGCACAAGAGCUGUACCGGGCGAGGAGAGACGAGUUGGAGGACCUCCAGAUGCCCAAGAGUGAAGCUAGCUGAGGAUAACUAGGUCUGGUAUGAUUCAUGAGCAGGAGCUUUUCAUGUAUUAGUAUUUGAAGGGAACAGAUUUUGGGUUGGCAUGGGGUAGCGGCGUCAAAGAGGGGUUGGAGGGCGGCUUUGAAUUUCUCUCAGAAUGUCAUCAUAAACAUGGUAUCACCUGCCAGGGUGGACGGGGACGGCACAGGUUGAGAAGAGACAAGGAAGCUAGAUAGGCCAAAAAUUG